Messenger RNA from Nannospalax galili (Upper Galilee mountains blind mole rat), 1615 nucleotides. It is a transcript of the gene Mob2, whose product is annotated as MOB kinase activator 2. Gene Ontology annotation, biological process: positive regulation of protein phosphorylation; signal transduction. The coding region runs from base 453 to 905 and encodes 150 amino acids. The record is from RefSeq and is a predicted model, not a curated record. The transcript has 6 exons. Gene Ontology annotation, cellular component: nucleus; cytoplasm. Gene Ontology annotation, molecular function: protein kinase activator activity. Lineage: Eukaryota; Metazoa; Chordata; Mammalia; Rodentia; Spalacidae.
AGGCGCGAGCCCCGCGCAGCCAUGGACUGGCUCAUGGGGAGUUCUCUGGGCUGGGGCACACCCGCUGGUGUUCACUGCUGCUCCGCGGGAUGGUGCCUGGGAACACGGAAGUAGAAACAAUUGAAAUAAAAACAAAAGGUUAAAGAGAGGAGGAGGUGUUUGGCAGGGACCUCAGGCCACAUGUGCUCCGUGGCCCAUCCGCUUGGAAAGGAAGUCUAAAGCCAAGCCAAACGGCAAGAAACCCGCUGCAGAGGAGAAGAAGGCGUACCUGGACCCCGAGCACACCAAGUCGAGGAUCACUGACUUUGAGUUCAAGGAGCUGGUGGUGCUGCCCCGGGAGAUCGACCUCAACGAGUGGCUGGCCAGCAACAGUGCCAACAACAUUUUUCCACCACAUCAACCUGCAGUAUAGCACAAUCUCAGAAUUUUGCACAGGAGAGACGUGUCAGACGAUGGCCGUGUGCAACACACAGUACUACUGGUAUGAUGAGCGGGGGAAGAAGGUCAAGUGCACAGCCCCCCAGUAUGUUGACUUCGUCAUGAGCUCUGUGCAGAAACUGGUGACUGACGAAGAUGUCUUCCCCACAAAAUACGGCAGAGAAUUCCCCAGCUCCUUCGAGUCUUUGGUGAAGAAGAUCUGCAAGUACCUGUUCCACGUGCUGGGCCACAUCUACUGGGCCCACUUCAAGGAGACCUUGGCCCUCGAGCUGCACGGACACUUGAACACACUGUACGUCCACUUCAUUCUCUUCACAAGAGAGUUCAACCUGCUUGACCCCAAAGAGACCGCCGUCAUGGACGACCUCUCUGAGGUGCUGUGCAGCAACGCUGCCGCUGGUGGUGCCACUGGGGAUGGGGCCAGCGGCGGGGCCCAGGGGGCACAGAACCAUGUGAAGGAGAGAUGAGCCCCAGGGCCACAUGGGUGCACAUGUGCAAAGAGACAGCUGUGUGUCUGCGUGUGCGCACACGUGCCCGGGCAUGCUGGUGGCAAGGUCUGAGGGUCCCGGGCUGCUCCGAGUGUGGUCUCCACAGAUGCCGCCAGGGUCAAGGCGCAUUUCCUGGCUUUCUCUUGGAUGGAUGAGUGCCGUUUGUAGCGAAGAGCCUUUGGAUUCAUUCGUUCAUUCAACAAACAUUUAUUGGAUGUUUUGAGUUUUCUUCUGUGGGGUUUUCCUUUCUUGGGUCUUCCGUUUGGCUCUUGCCCUCCCCUGCCCCUUCUCUGAGGGGCUCUGCGGCUUUGAAAGAAGCACCUUGUGAGAGGUGUCUCCUCUGAGGGGGCUUGAUCUGCAGACCCAGGGUCCUCUGCUUUGGAACUGGGGCUUUGGCAGAAGCCUCCCCCCGUUCCCUUCCCGGCCCUUGCCUGGAUCCUGGCUGUCGGUGGCUCAGUUGCUGGGGUAGAGAGGCCUGGGGUGACCCAGGAGGGCCCACGCCUGCUGCUUGCUCCUGUCAUCCCCCCUUUGCUGCUUCCUCAGUGCCCAGGGAGGGCCCAUUGUGCACAGGGGCCAGGGCAGGGCCAGGACAGGGCUAAGGCCCUGUGGAGACAGGACUGUCAGCAGAAGGCAGAAUUCGCUUUAGUUCAUCUGUUCAGUCAUAAUAAAAAGAAUUCUCUCAGGUCAGA